Messenger RNA from Exophiala xenobiotica, 1554 nucleotides. RefSeq lists its product as uncharacterized. The transcript has a single exon. The coding region runs from base 1 to 1554 and encodes 517 amino acids. Gene Ontology annotation, molecular function: iron ion binding; monooxygenase activity; heme binding. The record is from RefSeq and is a predicted model, not a curated record. NCBI's taxonomy places the organism in Eukaryota, Fungi, Ascomycota, Eurotiomycetes, Chaetothyriales, Herpotrichiellaceae.
AUGUUCUUGUUCGUUCUCUUAUCUGAAGCCAGUGGGCUGCUCGCUGUGGCCUACUUCAUCAUACUACCUCUUUUCGAAUAUUUCUAUGAUUCGAAGAAACUACGACAAUAUCCCGCACCAUUUCUUGCAGGAGUGACCAAUCUAUGGCAUAUGCAGAAACAGUUCACUUACCAGCGCUGGCAAUCAGUCGACAAAGCCCACAAGAAGUUGGGGCCCAUCGUGCGCCUCGGUCCCAAUGAGCUUUCGUUCACAGAUCCCCGUGCCAUCAAAGAUAUCUACGGGCACUCCUCGCCAGCACUGAAGGCAGACCUCUACGAGGCCAUCUCGUCGUCGCAUAAACAUGUUCUGGACGUCAUCGACCGCGAGGAACAUGCUCGGAAACGCAAGCUGAUCGCCAACGCCAUGUCGAUGAAGAUGAUCGAGGAGUAUGAGCAUCGUGUCCACGAGGACAUUCUCGAACUGGUCAAGCAAUGGGACGCACGUUGUACCGGCCCGCCCGCUCCUGGCGUAACAACACAUCCUGAGGGAGAAACAAUUGAUGCUCGACGCUGGCUCAACCUCUUGACACUGGACAUGAUUGCCGACCUUGGAAUGAGUAAGAAGAUGGGCUUCGUCAAAUCCGGAGAUGAUGUGGUCACGUGCGAGACGAUUGGUGGGAAGACAUAUGAGGCCAAUAUCGAAUUUGGAAUCGGCACGAACCAAAAUCUCACCGCAACAAUGGGUCUGUCAUGGAAAAUGCGCUGGCUCACCUCCAAGUUGCUGGCUUUUCAUCCUGGUUGGCAGACAGGCGCCAACAUGACCAAUUGGUCGCACCAUCUGACCAAGCAGCGUCUGGCACGCGAGAGAGCUGGGGAAAAACUGCAUGAUAUUUUCGACUCUCUCAUCUGGACGAAGAACAGGCAGCCUGUUCCCCACGAGGUGGGUGAGAUCACCGCGGAAGUCGCCCUGAUCUUGACCGCAGGCAGCGACACGACAGGAAUUGCACUCUGCAAUAUUCUGAUGCUGCUGAUCAUGAAUCCGCGAUGCCUUGUCAAGCUACACGAAGAGUUAACCGCUGUAUGCGGAGACUCGGAAGUCGUGCCAGCGUAUGAUGAGCUCAAGAUCUUGCCGUAUCUGAGAGCGUGCAUCGACGAGGCAUUGAGACAACGGCCGUCACUGCGCCAGGGCCUUCCGCGCACCACGCCCCCGAGCGGCAUGGAGAUCGCGGGACACUGGAUUCCCGGGAACACCACAGUGUCAGCUCCAUGCUGGACAAUACACCAUGAUCCAGAGCUGUUUGAGGAUCCUCAAGAGUAUCGACCCGAGCGGUGGCUAGGGGAAGGGGGCGCAGAGCUCCAGAAGUGGUUCUUUCCCUUCAGUACAGGUGCCCGAGGUUGUGUGGGCCGUAACAUUGCGUACAUGGAGAUCAGUCUGACCAUAGCGACGAUUAUCAGACGCUAUGAGUUCGCUUUCAUCGAACCAAACUGGCAACCGACCAUCUAUGAGACAUUGGUUGCGAAGCAAGGCCCGAUGCCCGUGAAGCUCUGGAGGAGAACCAACAAGGUUUAUUGCUAG